This is a messenger RNA of Racocetra persica, 1263 nucleotides long. Lineage: Eukaryota; Fungi; Glomeromycota; Glomeromycetes; Diversisporales; Gigasporaceae. The record is from the annotation of a GenBank genome assembly.
AUGGAACCAAUCGUCUUUGCUGAAGUAUUGCCUAAUGUUCGGUCUAUGACCAUGAACGUUGGAUUACCUACGGAAAAAAAAAGUUCGUCUCUCAAGCUCGGAAUAUAUCCCUUAAGAAUUAGUAUAGAGCAUAAAAAUAAAUCAACUGCACAAAGUCUGCAGACUAUAUUAAACCUUUCACAAACUAUUGAAACUGAUGAUAAACCAGUUAUUAUUACUUCACAGGAUAGCUUAGAUAUCAGAUUAAAAUUGAGAAGUUAUGUUCGUAAGAAACCAGCAAACCAGCCGAGUGUCAAGGAUAUACUUCCGCCCUUUUCAGCAAGUGAACUAACAAAGCUUAAAAACAUCCAAUGUGUUUAUUGUAAGAUACCAUUACUUAAGACGAACACGCUUUCUAAAAUAAUGAAUAUGCCUUCAGAACAUUGGCUGGAAUUAGUAGAUUGUUGGAUGUGUCAUCAAGAAGAUUAUCAACAAGCACGAAUGGGUGACAUAAUUGUUAGAGAAAAUAUUGGGUUGGUUGGCAAUACAUAUUUCUUGAUUCAUCCUAAAGAUGUUAAAAGUGAUGCUGUUGAAAUCGAAGAAAGAUUGGCACAAGUGGAUUGGUCCAAAGGUCUUUCAAAAAAAUGGAGGCCACUAAAUUGUACUAGAUGUUUGUGUCCUAUCGGAGAAGGAUUAUAUCAAAGGACCAAAAAGACGGAGGAAGAGAAUGACGCGUCAGAAUUAUCUUUACUAGCAAUUAAGUUUAGUAAACAGGCAGUUUUUGUUGAGUUAGAAAGUGAUACUAAUGAAUCAAUUACACAGAGAUAUCCUUUUAGCGCAUUUAUAGCUGCCGACCUUUUUGAGGCGGCAAAAGCGCAUGCUACUUAUCGCUUUAUAAUUGGACAAAAUUCGAAUCAAACUUACGCUUUAAUUUGGUUAUUCGGUUGGGACACAAAGGUCAUAACGAAUGCUUUGCAAGACGAAAUACAAUGUUGUAAAUUCUCUCCAAGUGUAGUGAAAUUUUGUAUCGCUGUUAAAAACGAUUUAAAACCUUAUAAUGUUAUUAAAUUAUUGUACAUAGAUUGCACAUCCCAAAGUAAUGACAAAUCUUCUGGCCUUCUUGAGCAAUGGCAAAAAGAUAAAACCGUUGAACACCUUGUGUACCAUAACGAUAUUUGCUUACAAAUAUUACUAAUGCUGAAAAUAAGCACUUGUUGUUUACCAUUUAGUAAAAGAAUUAUGAAUGGUUUUUCCGUUGGAUUUAUUGAUAUACAUGGCUGUUAG